This is a messenger RNA of Alligator sinensis (Chinese alligator), 5265 nucleotides long. It is a transcript of the gene MBNL1, whose product is annotated as muscleblind like splicing regulator 1. Lineage: Eukaryota; Metazoa; Chordata; Crocodylia; Alligatoridae. Gene Ontology annotation, molecular function: metal ion binding. The transcript is spliced from 14 exons. Bases 1159 to 2526 code for a protein of 455 amino acids. The record is from RefSeq and is a predicted model, not a curated record.
GUCCGCCCAGCAAAGCUUCCUGGUGGGGUUUGCUGCGGGGGAGGGGCAGCGCAGGCAGCGGCGGAAACCAGCCGGGGAGAUAAGAGUCCGCCCGGCCCCGCGCAGCAGUCUUCGCACUGCAGGGACGGAGCGGUGGCUGUCAGCAUGCCUCUGUGACAAGGGACUGACACGCUCCAUUCUCAGUCGUUGUCAUCUUGUCAUAAUGAAUCCCACAAUGCCUUGGGCAAUCUGUCCACAGUCUGGUUGUCUCUGAAAAAAAAAAUGUGAGAGCUUCUCGUUUCCAAUUGCUGAUGUCAGGAUGAGAAUUAUGAAAUCAAAGGCCAGGUUUGGACUAGGGCUUGUGUGCCUGGGUAUGCAGAAACCUCCCUUUCUUGUGUUGGUACUAAGAAGUGCCUUUCCUGACGUCUCUGCUGCUUGGAACCGCUUCUAGAGCAGUCUCUGCUUUUUGCCUUGCUUGCUGCCAGCUAGACUGCGACGACAGCACAUCCACCCUCCACCUCUAGCCCAGACACCCCCAUUUCUACUUAUAAUCAAGAGAAAAGCUCUAAGUAUCAGGCGCAUUGCCUUAGGCUGCUUUAGUGUAGAAAUAAAAAGUUUGCUGAAAAAGUAAGAUAUCUUCUGCCAGAAAAUCAAGGAGAGGAAAAAAUAUAAUUUCUCGAUUGUUGCUCUAAACUGCUGCAUCUGUCUAUGCCAAACUAAUCAAUACCGAUUGCACCACAAAACCCAAUUGCAAAUUCAGCUGUGUGUGGAGAUUACCUUUCAGACAACUUUACUGAAAGCAGCUUGGAAAUUCUGUGUCAAAGGGUCUGCCACGUUUUCAUGCUUGCAUUUUGGGCUCCAAAUUGGCACUCAGAAUGGGUUACUGAGAGCACAAGGCUAGUUCCAGGCCACACUUUUUAACGUUCAUCUUCCUUAUGAUCUUAGCAUUUCUUUAAGUACAAAACCUCUUUCAAUUAACAGUUUCAUGCUGUGAAUUUCUAGUGGCAAAUCUUUUCCUUGAUAUUGUGACAACACCAUUUUACAUGUACUUUUGAAGUAGGGAGCGGGGAAAAAAAAGAAAUAUUUUGGAGGUGACAUUUUCAUCAUUACCAGUCUAUCAGUUUGGCUGUUUGUUUAUUUGUUACAUUGAAAAAUUUUAACUACCUGUAAAAUCUAAAAAUGGCUGUUAGUGUCACACCGAUUCGGGACACAAAAUGGCUAACACUGGAAGUGUGUAGAGAGUUCCAAAGAGGGACUUGCUCACGACCAGACACGGAAUGUAAAUUUGCACAUCCAUCGAAAAGCUGCCAAGUUGAAAAUGGACGAGUAAUCGCCUGCUUUGAUUCAUUGAAAGGUCGAUGCUCAAGGGAAAAUUGCAAAUAUCUUCACCCUCCCCCACACUUAAAAACACAGUUGGAGAUAAAUGGGCGCAAUAACCUGAUUCAGCAAAAGAAUAUGGCCAUGCUGGCCCAGCAAAUGCAACUAGCCAAUGCCAUGAUGCCUGGUGCCCCAUUGCAACCUGUGAACUUUAUGCCUCAGUCAUUCCAAAAAGGAGGGGGGGAGUGCAGUACAAGGUGGGAGGGAUCUCCAUAUUUUAUCGACACUGAUACCAAUUAUCAAUACAACCCAGUCAAGAACUCUUUCGCAUUAAGGGACAAAAUACUUGCAGAUGCAGUUUUACUAUAUCAUAACCCAAUGUUUUCAGUUGCACCAAGCUUAGCCACCAAUGCAUCAGCAGCCUUUAAUCCCUACCUGGGACCUGUCUCUCCGGGCUUGGUCCCAGCAGAGAUCCUGCCGACUGCACCAAUGCUGGUUGCAGGGAACCCAGGUGUCCCAGUUCCUGCAGCUGCCGCUGCUGCUGCACAGAAAUUAAUGAGGACAGACAGGCUGGAGGUAUGUCGAGAGUAUCAGCGUGGCAAUUGUAACAGAGGAGAAAAUGAUUGCCGGUUUGCUCAUCCUGCUGACAGUGCAAUGAUCGAUACCAAUGACAACACAGUUACUGUCUGUAUGGAUUAUAUCAAAGGGAGAUGCUCACGGGAAAAGUGCAAAUACUUUCACCCUCCUGCACAUCUGCAAGCCAAGAUCAAGGCUGCCCAGUACCAGGUCAACCAAGCUGCAGCUGCCCAAGCAGCAGCGACUGCAGCUGCCAUGACUCAGUCGGCUGUCAAAUCACUGAAGCGACCCCUCGAGGCAACCUUUGACCUGGGAAUUCCUCAAGCUGUACUUCCCCCAUUACCAAAGAGGCCUGCGCUUGAAAAAACCAAUGGUGCCACCGCAGUCUUUAAUACUGGUAUUUUCCAGUACCAACAAGCUCUUGCCAACAUGCAGUUACAACAGCAUACAGCCUUCCUCCCUCCGGGCUCAAUAUUGUGCAUGACACCCGCUACAAGUGUUGUUCCCAUGGUGCACGGUGCUACGCCAGCCACUGUGUCUGCAGCAACAACAUCUGCCACAAGUGUUCCCUUCGCUGCAACAGCCACAGCCAACCAGAUACCCAUAAUAUCUGCCGAACAUCUGACUAGCCACAAAUAUGUUACACAGAUGUAGACAUUUUGUCAUCAAACAAUCAUACUAAAGAGAAAAAGGACAGUGUGCUUGGGUAGAGGAAAGGACAAGAUCAUUAGCCAUAAUGUAUAUACCGUCAAGAAACACACCGAAACUCCCUCAGCAGUAAGACAUCCACACAUUGCAUGUUAACAAGAAGAAACAAGAACUUGGAAAUCCACUGCACACUGUUGCCUAUAUACUUUGUACAUUGAAUUGAUAUUUGUGCUGAGGUGAUCUUAUUGUCUAAAACUACAGCAUUGUCUAUCUUUUCUAGCACAGAAGUAUGCAUAUAUAUAUUUAGAUAUGCAUAUGUAGUCUAUUUCCUACAUAAUCAUGUAAGUCAUCUUGAAAAGACAGACUAUGAUGUAACCAUAAAUCUAUUAUGUAUUGGUACGUCUGUAGACCAAGAUAUAAUUUUUUUAAAGUAAGUUUAUUUCUUUCAAGGUUUACAAAUAACAAAGGUGCACCUUGUAUUUAAAAUUGCCAUUAUAGAUGAGAGCGUGCAUGCACAGUAAUUUUUGUUUAAGAGUAAUAUUUUUAAUGUAAUAGAUUGUAAGAAGUGGUAAGAGAGGUAUCUGACAGAGAUGAAUGUGCCAAGCAAAACCACAACUGUGUAUAUUUUAAAGCACAUCAAUGGCUUUAAGUACCAUGUUGUAAAGGAUUCUCAUGAAGUGCCAUAGACUGUACAUCAAAUUAGAGUAUUAUUUCUGCAGUGUUAUUUUUCAGAGCCACAUUUUUGCUUAUUUUGUUAGUACUGAUCAGUCAAAGGGCACCAUUCUGUUUCAAAACCAAAGUUGUCUCAGAAAUGGCCAAUUCUACCUUACAUAACAGUAGACAGCACAAGAAAGGUAUUUUAUCGAUACAAAUUAACUUAACACAUACUGGACAUAUACACAUAUAUAAACUAUUUUAAGACAUUGUAAUGUAAUAUUUAUGCAUAUUAUACCAUAUAACACGAUAUACAAAAGGGAAAAGCCAUUUCUGAGACACAAUAACAAACGUUUGAGGAACUUAUUUUGCUUCUAUUUAUAGCCUCUGUCAAAAGUCAAAAGACUAUAAAUGCUUUGCAGAGAUGGGUUUCACUUUUGCUUAAAUGCUUCAUCAAAGUCACGCUUCAAAACAGUGACUCUAAACCAAGAAGAAAGAAGCACUGACAUCAGCCGCAUGACAAACCAAAAUAUGAAAAAAAUGGAGAUGUUAAUUAGUGUAGAAAUUGGUUGGGUUAAAUACUUGGGUGAGUUUUAUAUGUGAUUUUUUUUUGUUCAGAUUAACUGCUUAUAGCCUUAGAAAGCCUUUACAAAAUAAAAUAAAAAAAUAGAUGUGCAUUCAAGUUUUUAAGAAUGGAUUCAUCCAAAGGAAUUCCUUUUUGUGGUUUGGAUGUUGCAGCUAGUAAAGGAUAUUUUUGCUCUGUUCAGCAAACUGCUGAAGUGGGGGCCAGGUCACUGGUAGUAUAGUGUGGAGUGGAAGAAGUGAGAGUUCAGUUCUAGAACUUUCCAUACUUCCAAGUUUACUGCAAGUUUUUAUGCUUGAGAGAGAUGCUUUCUAGUAUAAGAAUGAUGUGUUGAUUUUACUGAUUGUACUGUACAUCUAUUAAAGCCUUAGAUUAUUACAUUACGGGUUAAAACCCAUACCAAUGUAAUUUCAAUCGUGUUAAGAAAGUAUAGGUGACUUCACAUGUUAUUGUAGUUACUUACAUUAUAGAAUAUUACUUAUUUUUCUUGUUAAAAAUGUAGUUUUUAUUUCUUACAUUUAUUAGAUUGUUUUCAUUUUCUAUUACCAGUUGAAUACCGUUUCAGUUUAUAGAAUUUUGUUUUAUUAGAUUUUACUGAUGACUUUUUCAAAAUACAAAAAAAAUAAAUAAAAAUGUAGGUUUUUUUUCUUCAUAACAUACUCAGUUUUGAAUUUACAUGUAGUGUCAUAUGAGUAUUCGUAUUGUUAACUAAAUGAUUUAUAUUUUACUGAUUUAAUAUUACAAUGUAAGAAUGUCAGUCAUUGUUAGUUCUUGUCUAGUUUUCAUUAAAAGAACAAAGAUCUUUUAUAUGGAUAUCUUAUAAUUAUAUAAUCAUUGCUAAGUAAGAAGUUAAGUUGUUGCUAUCGCAACAAUCCUGGCAGACAAUUGAGUAAUAUUUUGAUGAUUUAUUUUGUUUGUAAUUAGUUAUUAUAAGAAAAUCUAGUUCCUAGAUAUUAGAAUAAAAUUUAUUUUCUACUGUAUCCAUUUCAAAUGUUAAAAUAUUGUUUAAAUAUUUUUUGAAAUCCCUGAAUAUCAGGCCUUGUUAUAAAUAAGCUGCAUAAUCAAUAGAUCAAGGGACUUUUUGUUUUGAUAAUCCAAAUACUCAAAGUUUACGUAACAAGAAUUAUAGCGCGUGUGCAAACUCUUGAGGGUUGAUUAUGCUGCAGUUUAGCAUGUGGGAACGUAUAGAAGAAGGUUGACUUUUUGCACUUCUGUAUAUAGUCAAAAAAGAGAGAAACCUGUAUAAUAGUAAGAUCUUAUUUUGAAUAAAAAUGUCUAUAAUUACAAGGAGUUUUGUUAAGGCUAAUAAAAAUGACAGGCUGAACAAAAUUGCUUGCAAAAGUGGCACAGAGUUAGCACUCCAUACCCCUUCAAAAAGUUGCUUUGCUUUAUGUGGACAGCUUGUAGUUUGCCAGGAUUUUUUCAGCUGGAAAGAUAUGCCAUCCUUCCGAGAUCUCAUGACUGACAAAAACUCCACUGGGUCAAAUCUGCCUGAAAAUCAUUAUUAA